This is a messenger RNA of Penaeus vannamei (Pacific white shrimp), 1284 nucleotides long. RefSeq lists its product as uncharacterized. The record is from RefSeq and is a predicted model, not a curated record. Lineage: Eukaryota; Metazoa; Arthropoda; Malacostraca; Decapoda; Penaeidae.
AUGGGUGCACAAAGCCCCAAUAUCUAUACUCUACCCUGGCCAAUAAUCAUCAUCAACCAGCCAAUAUAUGACCCGGGCGGAACCGCACGUGCCGAGCCAAUAUUCCUACCAACUACACAAAAUAUAUUCCACCUCCAAUAUUCUGACCGCCAAAUUCCUCCGCCAAUAUCCCCGCCCGCCAAUAUUUCCUCCGCCAAUAUUCUCCCCUCGUCUCCCUUCCAAUUAUUCCUCCGCCAAUAUUCCGUCCGCCAAUCAUUCCUCCAACCAAUAUUCUUCUCCCUCCAAUUAUUCACCGCAAUAUUCCCGCCAAUUAAUUCCUCCACCAAUAUUCUCCUCCCAAUUUCCUUCACCAAUAUUCCUUCACCAAUAUUCCUGCCGCUAUUCCCGCCCGCAAAUAUUCCUCCACCAAUUAUUCCUCCCUCCGCCAAUUAUUCCUCCGCCAAUAAUUCCUCCGCCAAUAUUCCCCCGCCAAUAUUCCUCCGCCAAUAUUCUCCCUCCAAUAUUCCUCCACCAAUAUUCUCCCUCCAAUAUUCCUCCGCCAAUAUUCCUCCGCCAAUAUUCCCCCGCCAAUAUUCCUCCAAUCCAAUAUUCUCCCUCCAAUAUUCCUCCGCCAAUAUUCCCACCUCCGCCAAUAUUCUCUAUUCUCCCUCCAAUAUUCCUCCGCCAAUAUUCCCCCCCAAAUAUUCCUCCAUCCAAUAUUCUCCUCCAAAUAUUCCUGCCGCCAAUAUUUCCCCGCCAUCCUCCGCCAAUAUUCUCCCUCAAUAUUCCUCCACCAAUAUCUCCCCUCCAAUAUUCCUUCCGCCAAUAUUCCUCCGCCAAUAUUCCCCGCCAAUAUUCCCCACCAAUAUUCCCCCCAAUAUUCCUUCACCAUAUUCCUCCCGCCAAUAUAUUUCCUCCCCCAAUAUUCCUCCGCCAAUAUUCCCCGCCAAUAUAUUUCCACCAAUAUUCCUCCGCCAAUAUUCCCGCCAAUAUUCCUCCGCCAAUAUUCCCCCUCCAAUAUUCCUUCACCAAUAUUCCUCCACCAAUAUUUCCUCCACCCAAUAUUCCCCCUCCCAAUAUUCCUCCACCAAUAUUCCUCGCCAAUAUUCCUCCGCCAAUAUUCUCCGCCAAUAUUCUCCAAUAUUCCUCCACCCAAUAUUCCUCCGCCAUUAUUCCUCACCAAUAUUUCCCGCCAAUAUCCUCCGCCAAUAUUCUCCGCCAAUAUUCCCCCGCCAAUAUUCCUCCACCAAGAGGAUCUUAGACAUUUCUCUCCAUUUCAUUUCGCGAUUAAAUUUCUCAACAUAA